CACCACAACACCACCUCCAAAGCUGCUUUUCUCUACAAAUACAACAGAUUCUUCUUUCUCUAGGGAAGCAUUGAUGAUUAACCUUUAUAUGCUUUCUUUUAUCCAAUUGCACAAUUUCAUCCACGCUCAAGCUACGUCAGGAUUCAGUGCCAGUUGUUAACUGGCAACUAAUCGAAGUCUACAACUCUCGAGCCCCUAAUCACAGCCUGUAGCAACAUCAACGGCGCUGAUUAACCCUCAACCGAUCACCGAGUUCCUACCUACUUAAACAUCAACCUCAGACAUUCAUUGUCUUUCUGUUCCCCCUGAACAACAACCUUUGCUCAACCGUCUAUCACCUACAACCUCACAACACUCACCAUCGCUGACCGCUCAGACAUUUCUUGGACAGCUAGACUUUAGACUGCUCGACACUUUCAACACUUGUUCCACACCUUUGCUUCUUUUCUUACUUUUUUCAAGAUGACCGGAAAACCAGUUUACAAACCUGACGAGAUACGCUUUGCUUUAAGCCUUAUGGAGAAAGACUUCUACAACGAUGCAAUAUCCAACGCUUUUCGGGAACGAUUCAAUCGAGCACUUACAGACAACCAGAUUCGAUAUUUGAGGAACAAAUAUGGCAAGGAUCCUGACUAUGGAGCUCCCCUUUGCAACAAGCAAUCCAGGAAACGAAAGGAACGUCAACCUGACUCUGGAGCUGGUUCUUCCGCUUCGCCGGGCUCAGAGUACGUUUCGAAUACCGCCCCGAUGUCCCUUUCCACGUAUCUCUCUAACCUAAAAAACAGAGGAUCACCGACUGAAACCAAGAGAGCUCACCAAGGGUCUUUCAAAGCCUCAGCAGGACCUUCUCAACACCCCCAAUACCAGUUUGGAUCCCUUCCAACGCAAUCACCAGUUAAAUUCGAAGACAUGAAGUCUCCCAGCCUGUCUUCCGCCCCCUUGUUCCACGAAGCACCAAUGGCUCAGAUGGGAAAUCUUCGUUCACCACCUACAAACUCCUAUAGCCUCUUUUCAGGAGCACCAGCUCAGGGAGGCUUCGGGGUUAUACCUCCAGCUAACCCCUGGCAGACGCAAGCUAGGGCAAACUUCAACACCAACUUUUCCCCGAUUAACACUCGUUUUGGUCAACAACAGAUCAAGUCACCAGAACAGGGAAGCCCUGGGGGCUGUAAUGCCGCACUAUACCAGACACCUCAUCAGUCACCUAACGUCCAGCCUUCAUAUGCCUCUUAUCCGAGACAGCAGCCAACAGCUAGCUCUCACGCACCAGUCUCAUCUUCGCAGCAGACCGUGGUCGUAGGGGGCGGAGCCUAGGAGCCCCCCGUUACCCAACACUCACCGUCCUUUAAGUUGGAUAUGCCCCUCUCCAACUUUUCUCAGCUUUCCGACUUUGUGUAUCCCCAGCAGGUAUCACCCACUGAAGAGCAUAAGCAGGAGCAGGAUCAGGAGCCUGAGAUGGCCGGGCGAGAUGACGUCGCCCCGGUGUACUGUGAGGAGUACUUCGAACCAGCUCAGCAAGCGGUUGAACAAAGCGAACCGCAACCCACCCAAGAUCAGGAUGAGGAAACUCCAGAGCAGAAAAUCCCACAAGAUCGCAAGCAAUCUGCUGCUUCGGGCACUUCUGGCGACAGCAAUGAGCACCAAGUUGCCAAAUCAGGUUCCUCACACGACUCCAAGAACUAAAGUGGCGACGAUGGGGAUCAAUGUGAACACGAUCGAUCCCAAGGUGCUCAAUGCCACCUGAGAUCUGAAGUUGCUCAUCACCAAGUCGUGCUCCUGAGGUGGUAGCUGAAUUGUCCCACAUUGUGUACUAUACUUGACAUAACCCAGUCCCUGUGGACUGGCGAUCUUUCAAAUACCCUAUUCCUUCUCCGUGAUAGAUCCGGGCCUCUUUGCCGCUCCUGAAGGCAGUGAUUCGUCUUCCUUUGUUUGACCUAUCCACAGACAGGAUUACACGUUUGGCGAAAAACACCAGCUGAGCGUUCUGAGAAUUGUUUUCCAAGGCUGCGGGCUUAAUGCAUAUCACGAGGCGUUAAGGCCUGCCGCAUGUGUUAGAGUUGAUACCCAAGCUGAAAUCCACAGAACUAGAUAGGCAGAGACUCGGUUUGGAUACCUAGUUCUUAGGCCACUUAGCACAACUAAUUAAAUAGCAUGCACUUAUCUCAAUCCACUCGUGCCCU
Molecule: messenger RNA, 2180 nt
Organism: Fusarium odoratissimum NRRL 54006
Lineage: Eukaryota; Fungi; Ascomycota; Sordariomycetes; Hypocreales; Nectriaceae
Exons: 2
Coding region: 463-1314 (283 amino acids)
Source: RefSeq, a predicted model, not a curated record